AGGAAAAAGGGAGAGAAACGGAGAAAGACAGAGAGAUCUGGGUUGCAGUUUGACCAGGUCUGAACACGGAACCAGGAGCACACAAGUCCACGGAUUGUUCCUUUUCUGAUCCCGGCGCGCGCACAAGGAUAUUUUGGGAUCGCAAAAAAGAGUGCGCUGGAAUAGUGGAAAACAACCGGAAUGGUGAAUUCUGUGAGGAAUUGUCUGUGGAUUUUAUUCGCCGAGGAGCAGCUUCAUUCAUGUCACCAGACCCGCUGUUGAAGAGUGGAUUUGAAUGUGUUUCAAAGUCCGAAAACAUUUGAGAGCGUGCGACUAGUGUAUCUUUUUGCAUGGGAUUUUGGCAACAAAUGUCUUUGGUGUAGUUCAAAUCCGUAGUGCAUUUAAAAACUAAAACGUAUCGCACUGUAUAGCUCCACUUUCCAAACAUUGUUCACAUGUAGGCUACUUGACAGCGUUCUUCAAAAAUGAAUACGUUUCUGUGUAGCCUUGUGGUUGUUUGAUGUUUUCUGUUUUUUUUUUAAAUGCAAUAUAACAUUGUGCCUACAAAACUAAUGUGGUUUUGCCACCAAUAUACGGUGCUCGGCUGUGCACGCGCUGCACGGCAUUCGGCCAACAUUAAUGUUGCACGAGCUCAGAAAUAGUUUCAAAUCGCUGAGAUCUGAACGUAAAUAACUCAUCUAGAGUUUCAAGGUGUCGUAUGUUCAGGACGAAACGCUCAGGUCUUGUGCGGCGACUCUGGAGAAGCCGAUUGAUUCCAGAUAAAGAGGGGGGCGAUGGAUAUGGCAAGAGCGGCGAGGGGUCUCGAGACGAUCUGCUUGGCUCCAACCCAGAGAAAAUUCCCAAGACGGAGUUCAAACCGAUGACCCCGAGCGGGUCGCCUGGCGUGGACUAUGGGCAAGUGUGUACGAGGAAUCCCACUGCAAGCAGCGGUGGUGGCACCUCAGGGGGCGUUUUGGACCAAGAUGGGGGUACGGUGUGUACGGUGGGAAGCCCUCGGUCUGUGCAGGACAGCGAUUGUAGAACAGUCACUUGCUGUUUAUUUAAAGAUCGGGACCAUCAUUCUGGAUCUAGAAGCCCGGAGCGAGGCUCGUGCCAGUUCGUGCUGGGGAACAUUGGUUCUUCUCGGGACCCCGGUCCUCUUGAGAGCCAGGAGACGAAACCUCGCUCCGUCAUGGAGCAGGAGCUCAAGACCGCCACCUAUUCGCUAUUAAAAAGGCUAAAGGAGAAAACCUUGGAUACUUUGUUGGAAGCCGUGGAGUCCAAAGGAGGGAUGCCGAGCGACUGUGUGAUGGUAUCGCGGACCGAGUUGCGGUUAGGCGGCCACAUGGCUCCUCCACAGCUGCUCAUCUGUAAGCUUUACCGGUGGUCAGACCUGCAGCACACGGCCCAGCUUAAAGCGCUCUGUGAGUGCAAGAGCUUCGGAGCUCAGGACGGUCCGGUAGUGUGCUGCAAUCCAUAUCAUUAUAGCCGACUCUGUGGGCCAGAGUCACCCCCUCCUCCAUACUCAAGACUUUCCCCCAGCGAAGAACACAAGCCACUGGAUCUGUCAGAUUCCACACUGUCUUACACUGAAACAGAGGCUGCCAGCUCGCCUAACAUCACCCAACGGGACUUCUCAGGCGAACAAUGCGAUGAGAUUGUGGACUGCAAAUCCACAACGAAGAGAUGCGCAACACUGGAGACCCGUGCCGAGUUCAAACGGCCCAGAGGAGUGGCUCCUCUAACUGCAACUGGGGGCCAUUAUCUGCUCCUUUGUGUCUGCUUUAUGGGAAGAGGGUCCGGAUCACCACUCAGGGAGGAACUGGCAGACUAUUAUACUGGGCAGGGCUAG
Molecule: messenger RNA, 1831 nt
Organism: Sinocyclocheilus rhinocerous
Lineage: Eukaryota; Metazoa; Chordata; Actinopteri; Cypriniformes; Cyprinidae
Product: mothers against decapentaplegic homolog 6-like
Exons: 5
Coding region: 698-1831 (377 amino acids)
Biological process (GO): regulation of transcription by RNA polymerase II; cell differentiation; anatomical structure morphogenesis
Cellular component (GO): heteromeric SMAD protein complex
Molecular function (GO): I-SMAD binding; transcription regulator inhibitor activity
Source: RefSeq, a predicted model, not a curated record